AUGGACUUUCUUAAGCUCACAAAGGUUCGCCAUCAUAUUACUUCAGGACAAACUGUCCAAAAUGUUCAACUUGAAAAAUCGCAGGAAGUUAUUGAGGGUACGCUACACUUAACAACACACCAAAUGAUUUUUAAAUAUUCUAAUGAAAAAGAAGAGUUAUGGAUUUCAUAUCCAAUUAUUCAUACCGUUGAACGUCGUCCGCCAACUUCAGAGCCAAAACUCUGGCCUUUGCUCAUCAAAUGUCGUAACUUUAUUUUUGUUACGUUAUCGGUACCAGUGGAACGCGAAGCGAUCGAUGUAUUUGAUACAAUACAAAAAUUAACCUGUAUCAGUUCUAUUAGUCAGGUUUAUGCAUUUUAUUAUACACCCGAGAAAGAAUUCAAAUGUCAAGACGGAUGGAACGUCUACGAUCCACUAAAAGAAUUUGACCGGAUGGGUGUCUGUACCAUAACGGAAUCGUGGAGAUUUUCGCACGUGAAUCGAAGCUAUAACUUCUGUCCUACUUAUCCAUUUAUUUUGGUCGUUCCCCACAAAAUUAGCGAUAGCCAUUUGCAAUAUGCAGCUAAAUUCAGAAGUAAAUCUCGCAUACCAACUUUAAGUUAUUUGCACCGCAACAAGGCCUCAAUAACACGGUCCAGUCAACCAAUGGUUGGAAUUCAGCAAAAGCGUUCAAUACAAGAUGAAAAACUUAUUCAGUUGAUUUUUGAAUCACAUCUGAAUAUUUCACCUAAUGGACGGCCUGUGUACGGAUCGACAGCCCAUAAUUUGAUCAUUGAUGCACGACCAACAGCGAACGCAAUGGCUAAUACAGCAAUGGGACUUGGAUCAGAAAAUACAGAAUAUUAUAAAAAUUGCGAAAAAAGAUUCAUGGGUAUUGAUAAUAUCCAUGUAAUGAGGGAAAGUUUGGCGAAAAUAGUAGAGGUGUUACAGGCAGCAGAUUCACAAGGACUACAUAUAAAGAAAUAUCAAUUAGAUAAGUCUAAUUGGCUUAAACAUAUAAGUGUAUUGCUGAAUUCAGCAUUUGUGAUUAUUGAAAAUGUAAAUGUCAAGGCUUCACACGUACUUGUGCAUUGUUCAGAUGGAUGGGACCGUACAGCACAAUUAACCUCGAUUUCAGAAUUAUGCUUGGACCCGUAUUAUCGUACUUUUCAUGGAUUUCAAGUAUUAAUUGAAAAAGAGUGGGUGUCAUUUGGGCACAAAUUCAGUGACCGAUCCGGACAUCUAUCGAAUGAACGGUAUUUCAUUAAUGCAUCAAAUACGAAUGCUGCAGGAUCAGCAUUUAGUUCAGUACAAAGCAAAUUUAAACAGUCACACGUUCGUGAAACAUCUCCGGUAUUUCAUCAAUUUCUGGAUUGCGUUUAUCAAUUAUUUCAACAAAAUACGACACGGUUUGAAUUUAAUGAAAGAUUUUUGGUAGAUUUACAUUAUCACAGUUAUUCGUGUCAAUUUGGUACAUUUUUAUUUAAUAGUGAAAAAGAAAGGCAUGUAUACAAUGUAAAUAAAAAAACACAUAGUGUAUGGGAUUAUUUUAAUAGUAACAAAGGAGCAUUUUUAAAUCCGUUAUAUUGUGGGGAAAAGGAAGAUCGAGAUCCAAGAGACAUGGGAGUGUUAUAUCCUGACGCGAAAAAUGUUAAAUAUUGGGCAGGGUUAUUUAGAAAGAAAGAUGAAGAAUUAAAUGGGAAUGGAGAUGAAGGGAGUGAUGAAAAAUCAGAAGAAGGAAUUGGAGCGAGAAAGUGGAGAUCAGAUAGUCCAACAGGAUCAUUGAACGUUAUGACGGAUCCACUUGGAGCUAUAGGAAUUGGGGAUUUAAAUUCCAAUAAUCUUAUGGAAGAUAUAACAUCGGUUAUAUCAAAUAUUUCUCCAUUUGGAAAAUCCAUGGCUGAUUUUGAUCCAGGAUUGGAUCCAUGGAAGGCGCAUAACGAAACCAAUGGCAUUUAUAAUAGUAAUGAUGGUACUAGGGAUGUAUCACCAUCAGCGAGAGAAAAGGGAUCGAAUGUAUUUGCAAGUUUAACAGCAGCAGCAUAUUCUAAUGUAGUCGCAAUUGCAAAAGAAUUAGAAGAAAGUAAAUAUAAUAGCGCACCUAGGGAAAUGAUGUCAUUUGAAACAAAAAAUACUAAAAUAAUUGAAGAUAAUAAUUUUAUUACAACUUCAAUUAAUUCUAACGGAAGGCAAUUCCCAUCAUUAUUUUUAUCAAGAGGGGAAAGCAAUCGUAAUUCUUUACCUUCUCUGGGCAUAAGAACAACACCACCUUCAUCACCAUAUUUACGUACAAUUUCAGGAACUAGUACUCCAACUUAUGAGAAACAAAUAUUAAGUCCAAUUACCCCACCAUCCAAUAAUAAUUGUAAUAGUAAUUUAUCAUCACCAAAAAUAAGAUCGAGCAAUUCUGAUUUAGAAAAAUCACUAAUGAUAGCAACCAAUACGAGCAUAAAUUCAAGCGGAUUAGGUUUAGGUUUAAAUUUUGGUUUAGGAUUUGGAAGUAAUACAAAUUCAAAACCCAAUUCACCAUUGCACACACCUCCAGUACCAAGCUCUCCUUCUAUUUCAAACUCGCAAGAUAAAAUGAAAGAAUUACCACAUCCAUUAUAUAAUGAUCUCUUUUAA
Molecule: messenger RNA, 2604 nt
Organism: Funneliformis geosporum
Lineage: Eukaryota; Fungi; Glomeromycota; Glomeromycetes; Glomerales; Glomeraceae
Source: the annotation of a GenBank genome assembly